UCUUUCCGACAGCACUCUACUGAGAAAGGUUGCGUGAGACACCACGUAGGGCUCGGGCCUCUUCGGGAGGUUCCGGGGGAUUCUGCGAUUAGACGCGAUCCCCUCGACUCUCCUCAAAGACCGGUUGGUUCUUGCCAGCGCCUUUUAAGGGCACCGUGGGGCGAACGGAGCGCUCAGAGCUGCUCCGGCCGCGGCCCAGGGAGCUGUAAGAGCCGCGACGCCGCAGGCAUGACUGGAGAGGGAGGUCCCAAUGGUGCUGCAGUGGCAGAAGGUGGCUCAUGAGUGAGAUCCAGAAGAACCACAGGGAAGACAUCCAUCAAGUGUGCGAGUCAAGUCCCGGGCAGAAACAUGAUAACCCUGAUCACUGAGCAGCUACAGAAGCAGACGCUGGAUGAGCUGAAAUGCACACGCUUCAGCCUCAGUCUGCCUUUGCCUGAUCAUGCAGACAUACCCAACUGUGGGGACCCUUUCCAGCUUGUGUCUGAAGGUGCUUCCUGGAGGGGCCUGCCCCACUGUUCCUGUGCUGAGUUCCAGGACAGCCUCAACUUCAGCUACCAUCCCUCAGGCCUAAGCCUGCACCUCAGACCACCCAGUCGGGGAAACUCCCCACAGGAGCAGCCCCUCUCCCAAGUACUGAGCCCUGAACCCCCAGACCCAGAGAAGCUUCCUGUGCCCCCUGCCCCUCCAUCCAAGAGGCACUGCCGCUCACUCUCGGUGCCUGUGGACCUGUCUCGCUGGCAGCCAGUGUGGCGGCCCGCCCCCUCCAAGCUGUGGACUCCCAUCAAGCACCGGGGCAAUGCUGGAGGGGGUGGGCCGCAGGUGCCUCACCAGAGCCCUCCGAAGCGGGUCUCCAGCCUCAGGUUCCUCCAAGCUCCCAGUGCCUCUUCUCAGUGUGCCCCCGCCCACAGACCCUACAGCCCUCCUUUCUUCAGCCUGGCCCUGGCCCAAGAUUCCUCUCAACCCUGCGCCACCUCCCCUCAGAGUGGUUCUUGGGAGAGUGAUGGCGAGUCCCUGUCACCCUGCCCACCCCAGCGCCGCUUCUCCCUGUCACCCAGCCUGGGCCCACAGGCAAGCCGCUUCCUGCCCUCUGCCCGGAGCUCCCCUGCAUCCUCCCCAGAGCUGCCCUGGAGACCCCGAGGUCUCCGCAACCUUCCCCGAAGCCGCUCACAGCCUUGUGAUCUGGAUGCCCGCAAAACUGGUGUCAAGCGGCGUCAUGAGGAGGACUCCAGGCGCCUGCGGCCUUCCUUGGACUUUGACAAGAUGAAUCAGAAACCAUACUCAGGAGGUCUCUGUCUCCAAGAAACAGCCCGAGAAGGCAGCAGCGUCUCUCCACCGUGGUUCAUGGCCUGUAGUCCCCCACCUCUCUCUGCUUCCUGCAGUCCCGUUGAGGGUUCAUCCCAGGUGCUGAGCGAAAGCGAAGAGGAGGAAGAAGGGUCUGUGCGGUGGGGACGGCAGGACAAGCGGACAGUGUGCCAGCAGGACUUUGGGGACCUGGACCUGAAUCUGAUUGAAGAAAACUAAAAGGGAGAGGCUGCUUCCUGGGCCGCGCAGACUGUCUAAUGGCUACUAACACAUGUGAAGGCCCCAAGGCUGAGGGCCCAGCCUGGGAAAGGGGAUGAGUGGAGGGCUCCGACUCAGGGCAGCCCAAGUCUUCCUGCUCCAGCAAACUCGACCAUGCCAAGAGACUGGCCGGGACAAGAUAAACGGAGCUGGUGGCGGGAGGGACAGCCCCAGAGCAGACCCUCCCCAUGGCGGCCCUGAGUGUGAGUAUCCCUGCCACUGAGAGCGAUGGGCAGGGAAGGAAGGGGUCUGCUGACCCCAGCUCGGGGAAUUUCACUAGCCCCUUUGCUUCAAAGGGCACUUGUGUCUUAGAAUUUGGCCAGGGUGGGGGGUUCAGUCAGCCUCCUUGGAGAAAUUGUGUGAGUGUGUGUGUGUGUGCAUGGCUGUGUACUUGAGGAAAGGUGUGUUUGUGUAGCCUUAGGGGAGGAAGGCAGUUGCUCCUUUAACAGCAGAGCAUCAGGAUGCCCCAAGAAUCUUGGUUUCUUGUUUUCUUACUAUAACAUGGGGCUUGUUCAAGGUGUCAUGAGGAGAGAGCUUUUUUUUUCUUUUGGGUCUUAAUAGCUCUGGAGGCCGGCUUUGAAGUUCAUAGUGUCACUGCUCUGCACAUGGCUCUGCUGUGGGGUCUAGCUAGCAGGAUCUUUUGAGUACUGUGAUUUCAGCUAAUGGUCUUUUCUUAAGUCCCGCCCUCCUCCCCUAGAUGAAUCUCAUAUUGAGGACUUGUGAGGCAGUCACCACACUUCCUGUUUUCAUCAGCUUUUCUAAGCUGUAUGUAGCCUGCCUCUCUUGUUCUCUGAGAAGGUGCCAACAGAUGUACAACUGAGGCAGACUGAGGAGCUCCAGCUCUCUUUCCUUCACCAAGUGGACCUUUCCUUUUCUGAUCUUACAAGUCAGAGACAAAGUUGAUCUCCAGAAUAUGUUGAGGCAGACCAGCAG
Rattus rattus (black rat) is the source of this 2493-nucleotide messenger RNA. RefSeq names its product family with sequence similarity 53 member C (gene Fam53c). Bases 349 to 1521 code for a protein of 390 amino acids. Gene Ontology annotation, cellular component: nucleus. Lineage: Eukaryota; Metazoa; Chordata; Mammalia; Rodentia; Muridae. The record is from RefSeq and is a predicted model, not a curated record. The transcript is spliced from 5 exons. Gene Ontology annotation, biological process: protein import into nucleus.